AUGCUGGACCCUUCGUCCAGCGAAGAGGAAUCGGAUGAGAUCGUGGAGGAGGAAGGCGGCAAGGAGGUGCUCGGCUCGGCCGCGUCCGGCGCGCGCCUGUCUCCCAGCCGCACCAGCGAGGGCUCGGCUGGCGGCGCCGGGCUGGGGGGCGGCGGCGGCGCCGGGGCCGGGGUGGGCGCGGGCGGCGGCGGGGGCAGCGGCGCGAGCAGCGGCGGCGGGGCCGGGGGGCUGCAGCCCAGCAGCCGUGCAGGCGGCGGCCGGCCCUCCAGCCCCAGCCCGUCGGUGGUGAGCGAAAAAGAGAAGGAAGAGUUGGAGCGGCUGCAGAAGGAGGAGGAGGAGAGGAAGAAGAGGCUGCAGCUCUAUGUGUUCGUGAUGCGCUGUAUCGCCUACCCCUUCAACGCCAAGCAGCCCACCGACAUGGCUCGCCGGCAGCAGAAGAUCAGUAAACAGCAGUUGCAGACAGUCAAGGACCGGUUUCAGGCUUUCCUCAAUGGGGAAACCCAGAUCGUGGCUGACGAAGCCUUCAUGAAUGCCGUCCAGAGUUACUACGAGGUGUUCCUGAAGAGUGACCGGGUAGCCCGCAUGGUGCAGAGUGGGGGCUGCUCUGCCAAUGACUCGCGGGAGGUCUUCAAGAAGCACAUUGAGAAGAGGGUGCGUAGCCUGCCUGAGAUCGACGGCCUCAGCAAGGAGACUGUGCUGAGCUCCUGGAUGGCCAAGUUUGAUGCCAUCUACCGUGGGGAAGAGGACCCCAGGAAGCAGCAGGCCCGGAUGACAGCCAGCGCAGCCUCCGAGCUGAUUCUGAGCAAGGAGCAACUCUACGAGAUGUUCCAGAACAUUCUUGGGAUCAAGAAGUUCGAACAUCAGCUCCUGUACAAUGCCUGCCAGCUGGACAAUCCAGAUGAGCAAGCAGCCCAGAUCAGGCGAGAGCUGGAUGGACGUCUCCAGAUGGCUGACCAAAUAGCCAGGGAACGCAAAUUUCCCAAGUUUGUAUCCAAAGAAAUGGAAAACAUGUACAUCGAGGAGCUCAAGUCGUCCGUCAACCUGCUCAUGGCCAACUUGGAGAGCAUGCCGGUGUCCAAAGGUGGGGAGUUCAAGCUUCAGAAACUCAAACGCAGCCACAACGCUUCCAUCAUCGACAUGGGUGAGGAGAGUGAGAACCAGCUCUCCAAGUCAGAUGUUCUGCUGUCUUUCUCCUUGGAGGUGGUCAUCAUGGAAGUUCAAGGCCUCAAAUCCUUGGCUCCAAAUCGCAUUGUAUAUUGCACAAUGGAGGUGGAAGGAGGAGAGAAACUACAGACUGACCAGGCCGAGGCAUCCAAACCAACCUGGGGCACCCAGGGUGACUUCUCCACAACCCACGCACUGCCCGCUGUGAAGGUGAAGCUGUUCACAGAGAGCACAGGCGUCCUGGCCUUGGAGGACAAGGAGCUCGGGCGGGUUAUUCUCCAUCCUACCCCAAACAGCCCCAAGCAGUCAGAGUGGCACAAAAUGACAGUCUCCAAAAACUGCCCUGAUCAAGAUCUCAAAAUCAAACUUGCUGUCCGAAUGGAUAAACCUCAGAACAUGAAGCAUUCCGGGUAUUUAUGGGCCAUCGGUAAGAAUGUCUGGAAGAGAUGGAAGAAAAGGUUUUUUGUAUUGGUGCAGGUCAGUCAGUACACAUUUGCCAUGUGCAGUUACAGGGAAAAGAAAGCGGAGCCUCAGGAACUUCUACAACUGGAUGGCUACACUGUGGAUUACACCGACCCCCAGCCAGGUUUGGAGGGUGGCCGAGCCUUCUUUAAUGCAGUCAAGGAAGGAGACACCGUGAUAUUUGCGAGCGAUGAUGAACAAGAUCGCAUCCUGUGGGUCCAAGCCAUGUAUCGGGCCACUGGGCAGUCACACAAGCCUGUGCCCCCAACGCAAGUCCAGAAACUCAACGCCAAGGGAGGGAACGUGCCCCAGCUGGACGCCCCCAUCUCUCAAUUUUACGCAGAUAGAGCUCAAAAACAUGGCAUGGAUGAAUUUAUCUCUUCCAACCCCUGUAACUUUGACCACGCUUCCCUCUUUGAGAUGGUUCAACGCCUUACUUUGGAUCACAGACUUAAUGAUUCCUAUUCUUGCCUGGGCUGGUUCAGUCCUGGCCAGGUGUUUGUACUAGACGAGUAUUGUGCCCGAAACGGAGUCCGAGGGUGUCACCGACAUCUCUGCUACCUCAGAGACUUGCUGGAACGGGCAGAAAAUGGCGCCAUGAUCGACCCCACCCUUCUUCACUACAGCUUUGCCUUCUGUGCAUCCCAUGUCCAUGGGAACCGGCCUGAUGGAAUUGGAACUGUGACUGUUGAAGAAAAGGAACGUUUUGAAGAAAUCAAAGAGAGACUCCGAGUUCUGUUGGAAAAUCAGAUUACACAUUUUAGGUAUUGCUUUCCAUUUGGUCGACCUGAAGGUGCUUUAAAAGCUACUCUCUCACUCUUGGAAAGGGUCUUGAUGAAAGAUAUUGUUACCCCAGUGCCACAAGAGGAGGUUAAAACAGUUAUUCGUAAAUGUCUGGAGCAGGCUGCUUUAGUCAACUAUUCUCGGCUCUCAGAGUAUGCCAAAAUCGAAGAGAAUCAAAAGGACGCAGAAAAUGUAGGCCGGUUAAUCACUCCUGCCAAAAAGCUUGAAGACACAAUACGUCUUGCUGAACUAGUCAUUGAAGUUCUUCAGCAAAAUGAGGAGCACCACGCAGAGCCACAUGUUGAUAAAGGAGAAGCCUUUGCGUGGUGGUCAGACUUAAUGGUGGAGCAUGCGGAGACGUUUCUGUCCCUGUUUGCGGUGGACAUGGAUGCAGCGCUAGAGGUGCAACCCCCAGAUACCUGGGACAGUUUCCCAUUGUUUCAGCUGCUGAAUGAUUUUCUCCGCACCGACUAUAACUUGUGCAAUGGAAAAUUUCACAAACACCUGCAAGACCUGUUUGCCCCGCUUGUUGUUAGAUAUGUGGAUUUGAUGGAGUCCUCAAUUGCACAGUCCAUUCACAGGGGCUUUGAGCGGGAGUCAUGGGAACCAGUCAAGAGUUUAACCAGUAACCUACCCAAUGUGAACCUACCCAAUGUGAACCUUCCCAAAGUACCAAAUCUACCAGUUAACAUCCCUCUAGGCAUCCCACAAAUGCCUACUUUUUCGGCACCGUCAUGGAUGGCUGCUAUAUAUGAUGCUGAUAAUGGAUCAGGCACCUCGGAAGAUCUGUUCUGGAAACUCGAUGCCCUUCAGACCUUCAUUCGGGACUUGCACUGGCCCGAAGAAGAGUUUGGAAAGCACCUGGAACAACGGCUGAAGUUGAUGGCAAGUGACAUGAUUGAGUCUUGUGUCAAAAGAACCAGGAUUGCAUUUGAAGUUAAGCUGCAAAAAACCAGUCGAUCAACAGAUUUUCGAGUCCCACAGUCAAUAUGCACCAUGUUUAACGUUAUGGUUGAUGCCAAAGCUCAAUCAACAAAACUUUGCAGCAUGGAAAUGGGCCAAGAGCAUCAGUACCAUUCAAAAAUAGACGAAUUAAUUGAAGAAACUGUUAAAGAAAUGAUAACACUCUUGGUUGCAAAGUUUGUUACUAUCUUGGAAGGAGUACUGGCAAAAUUAUCCAGAUAUGACGAAGGGACUUUGUUUUCUUCUUUUCUGUCAUUUACCGUGAAGGCAGCGUCCAAAUAUGUGGAUGUACCUAAACCCGGGAUGGACGUGGCCGACGCCUAUGUGACUUUCGUCCGCCACUCUCAGGAUGUCCUGCGUGAUAAGGUCAAUGAGGAGAUGUAUAUAGAAAGGUUAUUUGAUCAAUGGUACAACAGCUCCAUGAACGUGAUCUGCACCUGGUUGACGGACCGGAUGGACUUACAGCUUCACAUUUAUCAAUUGAAAACACUAAUUAGGAUGGUAAAGAAAACCUAUAGAGAUUUUCGAUUGCAAGGGGUCCUGGACUCCACCUUAAACAGCAAGACCUAUGAAACCAUCCGGAACCGUCUUACAGUGGAGGAAGCCACAGCGUCAGUGAGCGAGGGUGGAGGUCUGCAGGGGAUCAGCAUGAAGGACAGCGAUGAGGAAGAUGAAGAAGAUGAUUAG
Molecule: messenger RNA, 4059 nt
Organism: Cynocephalus volans (Philippine flying lemur)
Lineage: Eukaryota; Metazoa; Chordata; Mammalia; Dermoptera; Cynocephalidae
Gene: CADPS
Product: calcium dependent secretion activator
Exons: 30
Coding region: 1-4059 (1352 amino acids)
Biological process (GO): synaptic vesicle exocytosis; dense core granule exocytosis; positive regulation of exocytosis
Cellular component (GO): glutamatergic synapse
Source: RefSeq, a predicted model, not a curated record